CGUGCCUGGCUGCCGUGGGACAGGAAGGUGGCCAGAGCCCCGGGGUGGGGGGUGGGGGGGUCUGGAACGGUGAGAUGGACCAGAGAAGGAAGAAGCCUCAAGACUCGAGAACCGCGGGAAUGGGAGUUUGGGGGAUGUUAGGCGGCAGAUUCCCUAGGAACUAGGGGUGCUGACUCUCAUUGGUUCUUCUAGUCCUUCCUGGUCACCAUGGCCUUCUGGACACAACUAAUGUUGCUGCUUUGGAAGAAUUUCAUGUAUCGCAGGAGACAACCGAUCCAACUCCUGGUGGAAUUACUCUGGCCUCUCUUCCUCUUCUUCAUCUUGGUGGCCGUCCGCCAUUCCCACCCUCCACUGGAGCACCAUGAAUGCCACUUCCCCAACAAGCCUCUGCCAUCAGCGGGCACCCUGCCGUGGCUCCAAGGUCUUAUUUGCAAUGUGAACAACUCCUGCUUCUCCAGGCUGACCCCUGGAGAGAAGCCUGGACUCCUUAGCAACUUCAAGGACUCCUUAAUCUCUCGGCUUUUAGCUGAUGCCCACACCGUGCUGGGGAGCCCCAAUGCCCACAGGACACUGACUGCUCUGGGGAAGCUGAUGCCAUUGCUGAAGAGUGCUGGCAAUAAAACCUGGCCCCAACACAGUGACCCACUUCAGGAACAACCCUCCCUGGCCACGGAGUUUCUGGGGAUGCUGUCACAAGGGGAAUCUUUGUUGGCGGCCCUGGGCCAAACCCAGGAAACCGUGAGUGGCUUUGUCGAAGCUGCUGAGAACCUAACCCAGGAGCUCCUGGCCCUGCCCAGCUUGGUAGAGCUCCGGGCUUUACUGCGGAGACCCCAGGGGACCAGGAGCCCUCUGCAGCUGGUAUCAGAAGCCUUCUGCAGUGCCAAGGGGCCCAGCAGCCCAGGUGGUCUCUCCCUCAACUGGUAUGAAGCCAGCCAAAUCAAGGAAUUGGUAGGGCCGGAGCCUGCAUCACCCCUGAUGGUUGAUGGCCUGAGCCCUGACUGCUCUAAGCUGAUGGGGGCCCUGGAUGACCACCCACUCUCUCACCUGCUCUGGAGACGCCUGAAGCCACUGAUCCACGGGAAAAUUCUAUUUGCACCUGACACAAAUUUUACCCGGCAGCUCAUGGCCCAGAUGAAUCGGACCUUUGAGGAGCUGGCUCUGCUGAGAGAUGUCAAGGAGGUCUGGGGGGCACUGGGUCCGCAGGUCUUUGACUUCAUGAACAACAGUGACAAUAUGGCCAUGCUACAGAGGCUCCUGGAACUGCAGAAUAAAGGGCAGAGAAGGCCAGGAUCUGGUGGCUUAGACAGAACUGAGGCGAUCAGAUCCUUCCUAGACCCCAGCAGAGGAGGCUACAGCUGGCGGGAUGCCCAUGCUGACGUAGGACGCCUGGUGGGCUCCCUGGGCCGAGUGAUGGAGUGUGUAUCCCUGGACAAACUAGAGGCCGCACCUUCGGAGGCAGCCCUGGUGUCACGGGCCCUGCAGCUGCUUGCUGAGCGUCGUCUCUGGGCGGGCAUCGUCUUUCUGGGACCCGAAGACUCCCAGAAUUCCACAGAGAUGCCAGCUCCAGGCUUGGGCCCUGGCCACGUGCGGGUCAAGAUUCGCAUGGACAUCGAUGAUGUCACCAGGACCAAUAAGAUCAUGGACAAGUUUUGGGACCCUGGCCCAUCUGCAGAUCCUCUGAUGGACCUUCGCUACGUGUGGGGCGGCUUCGUGUACCUGCAGGAUCUGCUGGAGCGUGCAGCUGUUCGGGUGCUAAGUGGCACCCGGCCCCGGGUGGGCCUCUACUUGCAGCAGAUGCCCUAUCCCUGCUAUGUUGAUGACGUGUUCUUGCGUGUCUUAAGCCGGUCGCUGCCUCUCUUCCUGACAUUGUCUUGGAUCUACUCUGUGGCGCUGACGGUGAAGGCCGUGGUACGUGAGAAGGAAACACGACUUCGCGACACGAUGCGUGCCAUGGGACUCAGCCGUGCAGUUCUCUGGCUGGGCUGGUUCCUCAGUUGCCUUGGGCCUUUCCUGCUCAGUGCUGCACUACUUGUGAUGGUACUCAAGCUGGGAGACAUUCUCCCCUACAGCCACCCAGUGGUGAUCUUCCUGUUCUUGGCCACCUUCUCGGUAGCCACGGUGGUCCAGAGCUUCUUGCUGAGCGCCUUCUUCUCCCAUGCCAACUUGGCAGCCGCCUGUGGGGGCCUCAUCUACUUCUCACUUUAUCUACCCUAUGUGCUGUGCGUGGCUUGGCGGGAGCAGCUGCCCACCGCGGGCCGCGUGGCCGCAAGUUUGCUGUCCCCUGUGGCCUUCGGCUUCGGGUGCGAGAGCCUGGCACUGCUGGAGGAGCAGGGCGAGGGUGCACAGUGGUACAACCUGGGCAUUGGGCCCGCGGGUGACGUCUUCAGCCUGGCACAGGUCUCGGGCCUCCUGCUGCUGGAUGCUGUGCUCUAUGGCCUUGUCCUCUGGUAUCUGGAGGCUGUGUGCCCAGGGCAGUACGGGAUCCCCGAACCGUGGAAUUUUCCCUUCCAGAGGAGCUACUGGUGCGGACCUGGAGCCCCCAAGGGUCCUGCCCCAGCCCCUGCCCCACAAGACCCCAAAGGUUCAUCCCAGCUCCUGGCCCUAGUGCAGCGCGUGGUGCCAGGGGCACAGCUGGUGGAGGAGCUGCCCCGAGAGCUGGUGCUGUCCCUGCCCUAUGCGGGUGCCCUGGACGGCAGCUUUGCCUCACUCUUCCAGGAGCUGGACCAAGGCUUGGCGGCACUGGGCCUCACUGGCUAUGGGAUCUCGGACACCAGCCUUGAGGAGAUCUUCCUGAAGGUGGUGGAGGACUGUGCUGUAGACGCAGACCAGGAGGAUGGCAGCUCAGGGCAGCAUCUGAGUACCCGAAUUGCCGCCCUUCGGCGCAAGACACUGCCAGAGACCUCAGCCCUGGAGAAUGGGGAGCCAGCUGGGCCAUGCCCACAGAGUCAGGCCCUGCGGGGCUGCGGGACAGUGGCUGCAGGCCGGGCAUGCGGUGCUGCGUUGAUCCACCGGCAGCUCUGGGCGCUGCUUCUCAAGCGUUUUCUGCUGGCCUGUCGCAGCCGCCGUGGCCUAUUUGCCCAGAUCGUGCUGCCCGCCCUGUUUGUGGGCCUGGCUCUGGUGUUCAGCCUCAUCGUGCCCCCUUUUGGCCACUACCCAGCCCUGCGGCUCAGUCCUGACAUGUACGGUGCCCAGGUCUCCUUCUUCAGUGAGGAUGCACCAUGGGACCCUGUUCAGGCCCGGCUGCUUGAGGCCCUGCUUAGAGAGGCAGGGCUGGAUGGGCCCUGCCUGCAGAACACCUCCACCAGGGAGCCUGAGCACACACAGCAUCCUGCCUGCCGAUUCUCUGUCCCCAAAGUUCCUGCUGAUGUGGCCCAAGCCUUGGCCCGUGGCAACUGGACCCUGGACUUCCCAUCCCCGGCUUGCCAGUGCAGCCAGCCUGGUGUCCGCCGCCGUCUGCUCCCUGACUGCCCCGCUGGGGCCGGUGGCCCCCCACCACCCCAGGCUAUGGCCAGCUCAGGGGAGGUGGUGCAGAACCUGACAGGCCGAAACGUGAGCGAUUUCCUGGUGAAGACCUACCCACGCCUGGUACACGAGGGCCUGAAGACUAAGAAGUGGGUAAAUGAGGUCAGAUAUGGGGGCUUCUCACUAGGGAGCCGAGAUCUGGACCUCCCCACAGGGCAUGAGGUGGGCCACACGGUGGAGUUACUCCAGUCGCUGCUGACCCCCCAGGCCGGUGGUGCCCUGGACAGGAUCCUGAACAACCUCACAAAAUGGGCUGAUGGCCUGGAUGGGCAGAAAAACUUCAAGAUCUGGUUCAACAACAAGGGCUGGCAUGCCAUGGUGGCCUUCAUCAACAGAGCCAACAACGCACUCCUACAGGCCCACCUGCCCCCAGGCCCCGCCCGCCGGGCCCACAGCAUCACCACACUCAACCACCCGCUGAACCUGACCAAAGAGCAACUGUCUGAGGCUGCACUGAUGGCCUCCUCAGUGGACGUCCUGGUCUCCAUCUGUGUGGUCUUCGCCAUGUCCUUCGUCCCAGCCAGCUUCACCCUUGUGCUCAUCGAGGAGCGUGUCACUCGAGCCAAACACCUGCAGCUCCUUGGGGGCCUUUCCCCGACCCUUUACUGGCUCAGCAACUUUCUCUGGGACAUGUGUAACUACUUGGUGGCUGUCUGCAUAGUGGUGCUCAUCUUCCUGGCCUUCCAGCAGAAGGCGUACGUGGCUCCUGCAAACUUGCCUGCUCUCCUGCUCUUGCUACUGCUGUAUGGCUGGUCGAUCACGCCACUCAUGUAUCCAGCCUCCUUCUUCUUCUCUGUGCCCAGCACGGCCUACGUGGUGCUCACUUGCAUCAACCUCUUCAUUGGCAUCAACAGCAGCAUGGCCACCUUUGUGCUUGAGCUCUUCUCUGACCAGAAGCUGCAGGAAGUGAGCCGUAUCUUGAAAAGAGUCUUCCUGAUCUUCCCCCAUUUCUGCCUGGGCCGAGGGCUAAUUGACAUGGUGCGGAACCAGGCCAUGGCUGAUGCCUUUGAGCGCCUGGGUGAGAACUUGGUGUUGGGUGGAGCUUGUUUUGGGCUUCUAGGAGUGAAUGGAGCAGGAAAAACAUCCACCUUUCGCAUGGUGACUGGGGACACAUUGCCCAGCAGAGGCGAAGCAGUGCUGGCAGGCCACAGUGUGGCCAAGGAACCGGCUGAAGCGCACCGCCGCAUGGGUUACUGUCCUCAGUCGGAUGCCAUCUUCGACUUGCUAACAGGUCGCGAACACCUGGAAUUCUUCGCACGCCUGCACGGUGUUCCUGAGGCUCAAGUGGCACAGAUAGCCAGCCUGGGCCUGGCCCGCCUGGGGCUCCCACGUUAUGCGGACAGACCUGCAGGCACCUACAGUGGAGGCAACAAACGGAAGCUGGCGACAGCUAUUGCCCUGGUUGGAGAUCCUGCUGUGGUCUUUCUGGAUGAGCCCACCACAGGCAUGGACCCCAGCGCACGGCGCUUCCUCUGGAACAGCCUCCUGGCCGUAGUGCGGGAGGGGCACUCCGUGGUGCUCACCUCGCACAGCAUGGAGGAGUGUGAAGCUCUUUGCACACGCCUGGCCAUCAUGGUGAAUGGGCGAUUCCGCUGCCUGGGCAGCGCGCAGCAUCUCAAGAGCAGAUUCGGGUCUGGCCACACACUGACCCUGAGGGUCCCGGCGGACCAACCCGAGCGGGCGGCGGCCUUCGUGGCGGCGGCGUUCCCAGGGGCCGAGCUUCGAGAGGUGCACGGAGGCCGCCUGCGCUUCCAGCUGCCGCCGGGAGGGCGCUGCGCUCUGGCGCACGUCUUUGGAGAGUUAGCCGCACAUGGCGCAGACCACGGCGUGGAGGACUUUUCCGUGAGCCAAACCACUCUGGAGGAGGUAUUCCUAUACUUCUCCAAAGACCAGGGAAAAGAUGAAGAUGAGGAUCACCAGCCAGAAGCUGAAGGGGAGACGGACACCCAACCAGGCCCGCUACGUCCCAAACGCAUCAACCGGUUCCUAGAGGACCCCAGCAUGGUGGAGACCAUGCUGUGAGCCUCCCUGAUUGGGGGAGGGGAGAGGAGAGGGGCGCUCUUGGGAGGCCCUGAGAGGCAAAGUCAAAGUAGAAGGCCUGGUGCCUAAGCUCCAAGCUGUAGAGCUCAAGCAUCCCCGGAGAAAAUAAAGAGAAGUCUGCAGU
Molecule: messenger RNA, 5686 nt
Organism: Dipodomys ordii (Ord's kangaroo rat)
Lineage: Eukaryota; Metazoa; Chordata; Mammalia; Rodentia; Heteromyidae
Gene: Abca7
Product: ATP-binding cassette, sub-family A (ABC1), member 7
Exons: 38
Coding region: 208-5544 (1778 amino acids)
Biological process (GO): transmembrane transport; lipid transport
Cellular component (GO): intracellular membrane-bounded organelle; membrane
Molecular function (GO): ATP hydrolysis activity; ABC-type transporter activity; ATP binding
Source: RefSeq, a predicted model, not a curated record